UUUUGAUUUAUUAGCUGCUGCACAUCCCAUUUUGUUUUAAUGUGAUAUACAUAAAUAAAGUGAACUCUCAAGUUCAGCUAUUCGUUGGUAUUUCCUUGACGAGCUCUAAUUUUUCGGCGAAGAGUAAUAUAGCGUGUAUGUAGAUUUGAAAAAAUAAUUUUCUAUAUAUUAGGUGUUAGCCAAUAUGUAAGAAUAAAAUACCAAUUUUAAAUUUUCCGUGCUUAACCAGCACUCUAUCAAUCGAAAAAGUCGAUUCUUAUUUCGAAGUUCGAAUGUACUUCGAACCAUUUAAAAUACUCAGCAGCCCAUCAGCUGUUUCUUAUUACGGCAACGUUCGUUUGGCAGCAUUUAAAUCCCAAGCUCUGAAUAUUUAAUGCUUUCGAAUUAAAACCUUAAAAAUUUUAAAUUUUAAGUGUUCCCGCUAGGUACAAAGUAAUUCAAAUAAUCAUAUUAAUAAAAUACCAUUCCAACUAUCGAAAACAAGUGGAAAAUCAGCUGUUUUGUUUCGUUGGCAGUUAUCGAUAUGUCAUCAUUAGCGGAAUCCAAACAACACAAACAAAAACGGACACAUCGCAUCAAUGCUGAUUGCAUUCACUGCUAGUUCGCUGCCACGCUGCCAAAAUUAAAAGUUAUAAAUGCAAAAAACGGCGUACGCAUUCAGGGAUUCGGAAAACUCGCCACGCACAAUGCUUAUGCGUGACUGGCGUACCGCCUUGCGUACGCCAACCUAUCGAAUUGGCAAUCGCACCGUUCGCUUUAAUUAUCAUUUUGCAUUACUUGUGUUUUGUGCCGUGGUGCUAGUAUGGCUCUUUUUAUAUGCGCGACAAGGCAGUCGCAGUUCCUCCGAUGGAUAUUGGCUGCGCACCCAGUAUGCCAGUGAAGCCAGCUCUAUUCUCGCAAUACCAUACAAUUCAACGUAUCCACUGACACAGCCUUUGAGCGUGCAAGGCGGCGUUAUCAGCUAUCGUAUCGCUAUGAUAGCAGAUCUAGAUACCAGCUCUAAGGUUGUCAAAGCCGACGGCAGCACAACGUGGAGGAGCUAUCUGAAGAAGGGCUAUCUCACGUAUCUGCCAAAGAAGCAUGAGCUGCAAAUAAACUGGGAUUCUGGUGCACCAACAGUUCUGGAAUCAUCAUUUGCGUUGAAGGGACGUGGCAUGGAGCUCUCCGAGCUAGUCACUUUCAAUGGUAAACUGCUGAGUUUCGAUGACCGUACCGGGCUUAUUUACGAGCUGACCAAUGACAAGGCCAUACCCUGGGUAAUACUGCUCGAUGGCGAUGGUCACAAUGCCAAAGGCUUCAAAUCCGAGUGGGCGACAGUGAAGCAGCACACUUUGUAUGUAGGCUCCAUGGGCAAGGAGUGGACAACCAGCAUGGGUGACUUCGAGAAUAACAAUCCCAUGUAUGUCAAGGCUGUCAGCAUGGCAGGCGAAGUACACUCGUUAAACUGGGUGGAGAACUACAAGAAGCUGCGUCUGCAAUCGCUUCAGAUAAGCUGGCCCGGCUAUAUGACACACGAGAGCGUUGUCUGGUCACAGGUGCAUCAGCGCUGGUAUUUUCUGCCACGUCGCUGCUCAAAAGAAAAGUUAGUCAUGUAGACACGAUGUGGUUUGCGUGUGCGAGGGUCAGGGGUAGCUGGGAAAAGCCGGCGCCAUAGCCAAACAAGAUGUGGUUUUUUGCAGCAACCCCAACAGUAAAAUUGUAUUCUUAUCGAGCCAACAACUUUAAGCAUAGACCGUGGGGACGUGGGUCAGUUGUUUUUUAGCUGCCUGUUGACUGGACGGACAUGUGAAACACUUUUGUUUUAUCGUGAACGAUGAUACAUCAGCCAUCAAGUUGAUUAACUCACAUGGAAUGUGCCAAAGUGCCGAAAAUCAAAUUAAAUUGCCUUGAUGCGAGUAUUUGUGACAUAUCCAAGUGGGUUAUGA
This is a messenger RNA of Drosophila hydei, 1925 nucleotides long. RefSeq names its product soluble calcium-activated nucleotidase 1-like. Gene Ontology annotation, molecular function: calcium ion binding; GDP phosphatase activity; UDP phosphatase activity. Gene Ontology annotation, biological process: proteoglycan biosynthetic process. The transcript has 2 exons. The coding region runs from base 636 to 1595 and encodes 319 amino acids. NCBI's taxonomy places the organism in Eukaryota, Metazoa, Arthropoda, Insecta, Diptera, Drosophilidae. The record is from RefSeq and is a predicted model, not a curated record.